Messenger RNA from Parasteatoda tepidariorum (common house spider), 3025 nucleotides. It is a transcript of the gene Smurf, whose product is annotated as SMAD specific E3 ubiquitin protein ligase. Gene Ontology annotation, cellular component: cytoplasm. NCBI's taxonomy places the organism in Eukaryota, Metazoa, Arthropoda, Arachnida, Araneae, Theridiidae. Gene Ontology annotation, biological process: negative regulation of BMP signaling pathway; proteasome-mediated ubiquitin-dependent protein catabolic process; protein ubiquitination. Gene Ontology annotation, molecular function: protein binding; ubiquitin protein ligase activity. The record is from RefSeq and is a predicted model, not a curated record.
ACUACAAUGCACAAUAUUGAACUAUAAAAAAAUUUAUUGUAAUAUAUUUCAUUUAACAAAUAGAACUAUAUUUCACAUCGCGCAACAUCAAGUUGUUUCCCAAUCAGACGAAAAUUGUUUAUGUAUCAUUCCGACCCGUGGGAGAGUAAGAUAUGUUUUUGUGAUGUCACGUCAAGUCGAAUAGUUUAGUGUCUGUGUUGUUAUUUUUUUUUAGUGUUUUGUUAUUAUGGAUAUGCUUUGCAUGAAAACAUGGAUUACUUAAAAACAGUAAACAUCAUACAAUUCACAUUUCUCAUAUGGAUUAUAUGUAACGUCUGAAAAAAGCCGAAGAUGGCAAAUCAACAAACUAGGAGGAACGGAGCUAUGAAAAUAAGACUCACAAUUCUUUGUGCAAAAAAUCUUGUAAAAAGAGAUCUGUUUCGUUUACCCGACCCGUUUUGUAAAGUUAGCGUUGAUGGAUCAGGUCAGUGCCAUUCCACAGAUACAUGUAAAAACACACUGGAUCCCAAAUGGAAUCAACAUUAUGAUUUGUACAUAGGAAAUAAUGAUUCCAUUACAAUUAGUAUAUGGAAUCAUAAAAAAAUUCAUAAAAAACAAGGUGCUGGUUUCUUAGGUUGUGUUCGAAUUAUGACCAAUUCCAUUCAGCGAUUGAAAGAUACAGGAUAUCAUCGACUUGAUCUAGUAAAAGGACAUGUAGAUGAUUCUGAACAAGUCAAAGGCCAAAUUGUAAUCAGUCUGCUGUCUCGAGAUGGGCGAGGCUCCGGUAGUGUCAAUGUAGUAAUGGAUAGAUUGGGCAAUCUAGCUUUAUCACCUGACGAACUACCCGAGGGCUGGGAAGAAAGGAGAACAGCUGCAGGGAGAGUAUAUUAUGUUAACCAUUUUACAAGGUCUACACAAUGGGAAAAACCCACUAGAACUGCUUAUGAACCAGUUCAAUCCAACGGCCAUAACAACAAUAAUAACAGUAGUCGACCUACUUGUAGUCAAGUGUCUAGUAAUGCUAUUUCAAAUAAUACCACAACGAACUAUUCUUCUAAUUCAAAUUCUAAUUCCAAUACCAAUCAUAGUAAUGUUAGUAAUUCAGAGAGUACAAACCAUAUUACUAAUGGUGUGAGCAGUAGUGGGCACUCAAGAAGAAGAUCAACUAGGCAUCGGAAUUACUUGUCAAGAAAUCAUCUCCAUCUAGCUGUUGAAUUACCUGAUGGUUAUGAAAUACGGACAACACAACAAGGUCAAGUGUAUUUUUAUCAUGUUGCUACUGGUGUUAGUACGUGGCAUGACCCAAGAGUUCCUAGAGAUUUAGCUGGUAUAAAUGUUGAUGAUUUAGGACCUCUUCCUGAUGGUUGGGAAAUGAGGCGUACUAUGAAUGGACGUUAUUACUAUGUUGACCACAACAAUAGAACUACACAAUUUACUGACCCUCGACUCUCUAGUAACUUGGCUGUGCAAAAUAUGCUCAACACAAGAAGAAGUAAUGGAGUGGAUGAUAAUGCACCCAUUCAAAAUGGCAGAGUACCGCCUGCAAUUCCAGAUUCUGCACCACCUGCUAUCCCAUCUUCUACCCCUAAUCCUAGUGCCAAUAGUCUAAACAAUCAGCCUCCACCACUGCCUCCAUUUCCUUUCCACCCCUCUAUUCCACUCUGCCUCGAUGGUUCAGAUACUCCUGUUUCCAAACAGAGGAGAGAUCUAGUUCAGAAACUUGCUGCCCUGAGACAAGAACUGCAUGCGUUACAACCUCAAUCUGGUCAUUGCCGCCUAGAAGUUUCUAGAGAAGACAUAUUUGAAGAAUCUUACCGGCUAAUAAUGAAAAUGAGGCCUAAAGAUUUAAGAAAACGACUAAUGGUUAAAUUCAAAAAUGAAGAAGGUCUUGAUUAUGGUGGUGUGGCUAGGGAAUGGCUUUAUUUAUUAUCUCAUGAAAUGCUCAAUCCUUACUAUGGUCUAUUCCAAUAUACUAGAGAUGAUAUUUAUACACUGCAAAUCAAUCAUGAUUCUUCAGUUAAUCCUGAACAUCUGUCUUAUUUUCAUUUUGUUGGGAGAAUCAUUGGUCUUGCAGUAUUUCAUGGUCAUUACAUAGAUGGUGGAUUCACGUUGCCAUUUUACAAGAUGCUUCUCAACAAACCCAUUACAUUGGACGAUAUUGAAGCAGUGGACCCAGAACUACAAAGAAGUCUCCAUUGGAUGUUAGACAACAACAUUACUACUGUGAUUGAUACUACAUUUUCAGUUGAACAGGAUUCUUUUGGUGAAAUAAAAGUUCAUGAAUUGAAACCAAAUGGAAAAGAGAUUCUUGUGACUGAAGAUAAUAAGAAAGAAUAUGUCAGGUUAUAUGUAAACUAUCGUUUCAUGCGAGGUAUAGAGCAACAAUUCUUAUCACUCAUGAAAGGCUUCAAUGAGUUGAUACCCCAACACUUCUUGAAAUCAUUUGAUGAGAAAGAGCUUGAGCUUGUUAUUGGUGGAUUAGGAAAAAUUGAUUUAGAGGAUUGGAAAAUAAAUACUCGCCUGAAACACUGUAACCCUGACACAAAUAUUGUAAAAUGGUUUUGGAAAGCUGUUGACAGUUAUAGUGAAGAGCAAAGAGCAAGACUUCUUCAAUUUGUUACAGGAAGCUCCCGUGUGCCACUACAAGGAUUCAAAGCCUUACAAGGUUCUACUGGUGCUGCUGGACCAAGGCUAUUUACUAUUCAUCUAAUAGAAGCUAGUUCAGAUAACCUCCCUAAAGCUCAUACUUGUUUUAACCGCAUCGAUAUUCCUCCAUACGAAUCCUAUGAAAAAUUAUAUGAAAAAUUAACUCAAGCUAUAGAAGAAACAUGUGGAUUUGCUGUUGAGUGAACUCAAUUGUGUGAAAAUUAGGAAUUCAAAUCAUUUCAUCUUCCAAGAAUGAGCCUUAUAUAUUUAUUUAAAAAAUUUUGAGAACUUUGCAUUUCACAGAAGGGUGUAAAAAAGAAAAUGAUGAAUUGUUUUCGUUCAAGAAUUUUAACCAAGGAACUUGAAGAUGCAUCUUGAAGACUCCUUUUUCUCAAAGUCA